Dendronephthya gigantea is the source of this 1554-nucleotide messenger RNA. Its product is annotated as ATP-dependent DNA helicase Q-like 4B. NCBI's taxonomy places the organism in Eukaryota, Metazoa, Cnidaria, Anthozoa, Malacalcyonacea, Nephtheidae. Gene Ontology annotation, biological process: double-strand break repair via homologous recombination. Bases 66 to 851 code for a protein of 261 amino acids. The record is from RefSeq and is a predicted model, not a curated record. Gene Ontology annotation, cellular component: chromosome; cytoplasm. The transcript has 2 exons. Gene Ontology annotation, molecular function: four-way junction helicase activity; nucleic acid binding; 3'-5' DNA helicase activity.
AAGAUACAGUUGUAAUUAUUCCAACAGGUGGUGGUAAAACAGUUAUAUAUACUCUUCCUUGUCUAAUGACACCUGGCUUGGCAUUUGUAGUAUCACCUCUUAUUAUGUUAAUGAGUGACCAAGUUGCAAGACUACAACAAUGUGGAAUCAACACAUGCUAUUACAACACAAUGCUAACUGAUAAUGAAAGACAGAAUAUAUUACAUAAUCUGAAACAGCCAGAUUGUCAAUAUCAGUUUUUGUUCAUUAGCCCAGAAGCUAUUGUAACUGAACAAUUGAAACAUUGCUUGAGUCAGAUUAGUCAUGAGAACAGAUUGAGUUUUUUCAUCAUAGAUGAAGCACAUUGUAUUAGCACAUGGGGUAAGGAAUUUCGCCCAGCCUACCAGCAGCUUGGUACCUUACGGAGCUACAAUGUUCCAAUUAUAGCACUUACCGGCACAGCAACAACUGAAACUUUGGAUGCAAUUAAACAAACACUUGAGAUGGAUAACCCAAAGGUAGUGAAGAUGCCAUGUAGAAGAGAAAAUCUAAUCUAUUCAGUUGUUAACAAGGAUAAUAAAGCUAAAGAACAAGUCUGUAAAAUAAUUGAAGAUGAUUUUGCAGAUGUAUGUGGUAUAAUUUAUUGUGCUACCCAAGCAGAUACUGUCGAAAUUGCAUUUACUCUAAAAGAACAUGGUGUGACAGCUACAUACUACCAUGCAGGGAUGGAGGGUGGACAAAGGAUGCAAAAUGCUUUGCUUUGGCUAGAAAACAAGAAGAUUAUAUACAGGAGUCCGGGAGAGGAGGCCGUGAUGGACACAGAUGUGAUUGCAUUUUAUUAUUUCGUUUUGGUGAUAGGAUGUUCCAUUUAAAGAACAUAUCUCAAUUGUCAUCAGAGCAAUUUAAAGAAAACAAGCAUAUUCUUCUUAAUGCUAUUACAAGUUUUUGUAUGGAGCGUUCAAUUUGCAGAACACAGUUUAUUACAAAAUAUUUUUCAGAAUUGCCAGGUGGUGCAUGCAAAUUGUGUGAUAUCUGUCAAAAAGAAAUUACCCACCAAAUCAAGGAUUUCACAAAUGAAGCAAAAAGCAUACUGGCAUGCUUGACAAGUAUGGUUGCAAUCCAGAGCAAAGUAAAGGUCAGCAUGCUGACAAUGACGUAUAUGGGUUCCAAGGCGAAAGAUAUUGUUAGUAGUGGAUUUCACAUGGUUCCACAGUAUGGAAAGGGUAAGGCCAAUUUCCGAAACAUUUCAGUUCUUACACACUUUGUACAUUUUUUGAUCUUCAAAGGAUUUUUGAAUGAACAUGUUCAGCAUGUAGAGGAUAGAUUAUCAUCAACAUACCUAACAAUUGGGAACAUUCAGAAUUUAUCAAAUGACUCUUGUAAGGUGUUUUAUUGAUGGGCAUGUAAAGUAGUGGCAACAGCAUACAUUUAAACUGCACUUAAGAUUAACUAAAUAUAUUAGUAGGUAAUUGUAUAUAUUAAUGCAUUGUUCACAAUCUAUAGUAAAGAUGGUUGCACACAAAUCUGAUUCUGGUUUAAGAUGCAAUUUGAUGAAAAAUAAGGGACACCACAAAU